AUGGGUAAUGCUGGCGAUGAUUCAAUUGAAAAUGCUAAUUUUGACGAAAACAAAGCUAAAGAACUACUUUUAGAUUUUUAUACAUUUAUUGAAUGGGUUCAAGAUGUACUUAUAAAUCCAGUUGAUAUUAAACAAAAAUUUAAUCUAUUAGAUCCAUUAGAAAAGAGUUCAGAUGUUGUUUCAUCAGGUAUGAAUUGUAUUAAAAAUAUAUUAUAUCAACUUUCAUCAAGUUUAGAUUAUACAAAUGAAGAAUUUAUUGAUCAACAAAAAUUAUAUUAUCGAACAGAUAAAAAUUAUAUUUAUGGCGAUUGUGCUUUUGAAUCUGAAAUCAAUUAUGCUAUUCGAUUAACUCAAUUUCAAUCAUCAUCACAUACUCCAAAAACAACAGUAAUUUCAACAAUAAAAUAUAUAGUACAUGAUAUUAAUACAUUACAUCUAUAUCGACCAAUAGAACAUCCGAAUAAAAUUGAAAUUACUAAUAUGAAAGAAUUAAAAAUGUUGAUUGGAGGUGAUGUAGAAUUACAUGAUGAUCUUAUACAAAAAGGUUUUUUAUUAUUAAACAAUUAUAAAUUUUAUGUUGAAAUACAAAAAUUACUUCAAAAGGAUAAUGAUGCUGAUAAUCAUAAUAAUGAUGAAAAACUAUUAAUAAAUAAAUUAUAUAAUAAUGUUAAAGUUUUAAGUUCAAUAACAUUUUUACUUGAUGAUAAAAAAGAAGAAAAAGGUAAUUUAAAGCAAUUAAUCUAUUAUUUUAACACAUUCGACCCGAUUUAAAAUUUCUGUUCUGACUGUGAUAAUUUUUUUUGUCUUGAGUGUUUUAAUGAUAAGCAUUAUGCUAUGAAAUAAAGGACUCAAAUAAAGUACUGAUGGUAGAAGAUGGGGUGUGGGUGUGGGGUGUGAGUCUGUGUGUGGGUGUGGGUGUGGGUGUGGGUGUGGGUGUGGGUGUGGGGGUGGGUGUGGGUGUGG
Rotaria sp. Silwood2 is the source of this 963-nucleotide messenger RNA. NCBI's taxonomy places the organism in Eukaryota, Metazoa, Rotifera, Eurotatoria, Philodinida, Philodinidae. The record is from the annotation of a GenBank genome assembly.